AUGUCAGGGGGCGAGAUACAUAUGAAAGCAGGAGAAGACAUUGAGACCACAUCCGGUCACCAGAUAGGCACGGCUGACGAGGCGCGUCUUGAUGCAGCCGCGAAUUUUCUCGCACUCCAUGAGCAUGAACAUGGAUCUUACUCGGACGCCGAGGCUAGGUCUGUGCUUCGAAAGGUAGACUGGAUUAUGCUGCCAAUGAUGUUUGUUACAUCAACUAUCUGUGCUCUUGACAAAAACCUCCUCUCGAAUGCAGCUCUAUACGGAAUGAAACAGAGCACCCAUCUUGUGGGCCAGCAGUAUAGUUGGAUUGGAUCCAUCUUGUACAUCGGCUUUGCGAUCGGUGAGGUUCCGGCCCAAUAUCUCAUUCUAAAGCUUCCAGUCGCCAAGCUUCUCGCCGCUACGACUAUCUGUUUUGCUGUCCUAACGGUGCUCAUGAGCGCUUGCCAAAAUGCUGGGAGCCUUAUGGCAGUCCGAUUCCUCAUGGGUAUCUUCGAGGCAUUUAUAGUACCAUGUUUAUACAUUGUGACGGCCAUGUGGUGGCGAAGACCUGAGCAGCCAAUAAGACUAGCACUUUGGUACUCACAACUGGCAUCCAUUUUCACAGGCUUCAUAUCGUAUGGAAUUGGCAGAACUCAAACCACGAUAGACAGCUGGAGACUGUUAUUCAUCGUCCUCGGAGGCUUCACAUUCCUCUGGGGGUUCUGCAUUCUAGCAUGGUUUCCGGACAGUCCUCUAACGGCGCGUUUCUUGACCGACCGGCAGAAAUAUAUCGCUGUUCACAGAACAAGGGACAAUAAGACAGGCCUCGAGAACAAAGUCUUCAAGUCUUAUCAAGUCCAAGAGGCGCUGUCAGACUUGCGAACCUGGACACUUUUUGUUUAUGUCCUGACUUGCGUUUUUGCCAAUGGCGGGCUGACCGUCUUUUCUGCUCAAAUCGUCAGUAGUUUGGGUUUCGACAGACUGCAAACAGUGCUCUUGGGUAUGCCAACUGGUGUGAUGAUGUCGGUGUCUGCUGUGCUGGUUGCAUGGCCCAGCUUGCGCUUCGAAAAUGUCCGCAUCAAGCUCAGUGUGAUUUUCUCGCUAUCGCCAUUGAUUGGUACAUUGUGUAUCAAGUACCUCCCAGAAUCCAAUGUUAUUGGGCGUCUGCUGUCAUACUAUUUUAUCUAUGUCUAUUACGCGGCAUUCCCAGCUGCCUUCUCCUUAGCAAUGGCCAAUACAUCCGGCCACACCAAGAAGGUCACCGUAAACGGCAUUUUAAUGGUGGCCUAUUGUAUUGGAGACAUCAUUGCACCCCAAUUUUUCAUCGAAUCUGAAGCGCCAGGAUACCGGACGGGAUACGACGCGCUAAUCGCUGGCUCCACUAUUGCGAUUGCUGCGCUCAUCAUGUACGAGAUUGUUGUCCGUAUCGAGAAUAGGAAGAGGGAUGCUAGUUUUGGUAAAGUUGAGACUAUGGAAGUGGACUACGACGAUCUCCUGGACCUCACUGAUAGCAAAAGAAGAAUUUCAGGCUAG
Messenger RNA from Pestalotiopsis fici W106-1, 1512 nucleotides. RefSeq lists its product as uncharacterized. The coding region runs from base 1 to 1512 and encodes 503 amino acids. Gene Ontology annotation, molecular function: transmembrane transporter activity. Gene Ontology annotation, cellular component: membrane. The transcript is spliced from 8 exons. Lineage: Eukaryota; Fungi; Ascomycota; Sordariomycetes; Amphisphaeriales; Sporocadaceae. Gene Ontology annotation, biological process: transmembrane transport. The record is from RefSeq and is a predicted model, not a curated record.